ACUUACACUCUUCAGAAGACAUCGAAAUCACCAAAUCGUCACCACCACCAUCACCAUCACCGCCCAUCAUGAAGUUCCAGCUCCUGUCCCUCGUCUCCCUCCUUCUCACUGCCACUACCGCCGCUCCGUCGCCCGCCAAACCAAAGACCUUUGAUGUUAUGGCCCUCCGGUCUGCCAGCCCCAUUCACUUUGCGCAAGUCAGUGCUGCGAAGAGCGGUCUGUUCCUCAAUUUGCCGGCGCAGAAUGCCACGUGCAAGGGCGGCCAGUCGAGCGACCACGCGACGUUUUACGUUGAGAACGAGGAGUUGGUGCUGUAUUCGUGCGAGGGGGUGAAGCAGAAGGUGUUUGUUGAUCGAUCUGGCAUGGGACAGGGAAUAGUGGGCUACAUUACUGGGGAUGCUCCUCUUCCGCGAUAUGGAGAGCUGAAAGGCUGGAAGGUUGAUGCGGACCAGAACUUGUGGUUCAAGGACACGGCUUUGAUUGCGUGUCCGAGUAGCAUUGAUGGCUCGUGGAGGAUUUGGCUGGGCUUGGGACUGCAGAAGCCUGGAGGGAAUGAGGGAUGUCUGGGUUUCACGGCGAGGACGUUGCCUAAUGCGAAGCCGGUGAGCUGCCGGUAUACUCAGCUCUAGAUGGUUCGAGUUUUUUUCUUUAGAGAGGGGAUGUGAUGUGGGUCAGGAGGUGACAUAGGGAGAUUUGAGCGGUA
Trichoderma reesei QM6a is the source of this 703-nucleotide messenger RNA. RefSeq lists its product as uncharacterized. Bases 69 to 629 code for a protein of 186 amino acids. Lineage: Eukaryota; Fungi; Ascomycota; Sordariomycetes; Hypocreales; Hypocreaceae. The transcript has 2 exons. The record is from RefSeq and is a predicted model, not a curated record.